Molecule: messenger RNA, 1635 nt
Organism: Colletotrichum truncatum
Lineage: Eukaryota; Fungi; Ascomycota; Sordariomycetes; Glomerellales; Glomerellaceae
Product: isoamyl alcohol
Source: RefSeq, a predicted model, not a curated record
AUGGUUCGUUCAACUCUCGCCGGCCGCCUCCUGGCCGCUCUGCUCUUCGCUACCGGCGCCGCCGCUCACGCCGAGGGAUGUGGUUGUUCCGCCGAUGGCGUCAAGCGCGUCACGUACAUCGUCGUCGAGAUGCCAGAACAGGAGCCAGAAAACUUCCCGUCAUACUCGACCAUCACCCCUACGUCAACGCUGCAGACCGUCACUAAGCCUGCAGCCACCGCCGACUUCAAUGCUCAAGUCGCCCAUGUCGUUGAAGACAUUCCGGCCUUUGAGCCCGUUGGCGUGAAGCCCGAAACCCUCCGCCCGGCUGAGAACACCACGCAUACCUUUGGUCCCUCUGUCCCUCCCAACAUCGACACCAAGGAUCCUAUCAACAUUGUCCCCGCGAAGAACAUCUCCCUCUACUACUCGGCCACCGAGACCAAUGACCAGGGUUCCAUCAACAUGACCCUUGCCCUUAACAACCCUGCUGUGAUUCUUGAGCAAGUCGACGCCAUCAAGACCGUCGUCUGCGAUGACGAUGAGCUCACCGUUUCCUUCUCUGACGCCGAGUCCUUCGACGAGGCCGUCAAGGACUGGUCCGAGUCUGAGGAGGGCUUCAUCCUCAUCACCAACCACUUGGGCAACUGCGACGCCGAGUUCGAGCGUGGUUUCUUCCUUGCGACUGGUCUCAAGUCCAACAAGGAUGAGCUCUCCAUCACCGUUGCUGCUUCCAAGGAGGAGUUGGCCAAUAUCGCUGGCGAAUGCGAAAUGUCCUUCUCCUCCCUCCCCGCCGCCACUCUCUCGAAGCGUCUCACUCUCGACCCUAGCGUCUCGCUGAGCUUUGCCGAGGGUCUCGCCAACAACACCGUCAUCUACAGCGACGGCCAGUACAUCAACGUGACCGCCGAUGAAGCCUGGUUCUCCUCCACCAUCACCUUCUCCGGCUACCUCAAGUACAACUUCUGGGGCUUCAAGCUGCAGGCUCUGUACUUUGACCUCGACACCACCUUCGACUCCGCUGUUGGCAUCUCUGUCGAUGUCGCCGCCGCCUUCAGCCACGAGCUCAAGUACGCCCCCGACGAGCUGUCCUACUCUCUCGUGUCGGUCCCCGGCCUCGUACAGCUCGGUCCGGGUGUCGCCUUCGCCGUUGGUCUGGACGUCGACGUCUCCGCCGCCGUAGGCGUCACCGCAGGUCUGAGCGUGGCUCUUCCUGCCGGUAACGUGCACCUCGAUCUCCUCGACAGCAGCAAGUCGUCGGCCACGGGCUGGGAGCCCAAGUACAGCAGCUACGCCAACAUCACCCAGGCCGCCGAUGUGCGUGUCGACGCGUCGGCCGACCUCACGGUCCAGUUGGCCAUCAAGUUGCUCGGUGGUCUCGUCGACCUCAGCUCCGGUCUGACUGCCACCCCUGGCUUCGACAAUCGAUUCAAGCUUCGUGGCGAGCAGAACCUCGGCAUCGGCGGUAACUUCACCAGCAAGCCCUCUGACGUGAUCGUCGAGGUCCCCAAGGACGGUCUCGUGUGUGCCGAGAAGAACGGCGUCGAGUUCGCUACAGACUUUUACUUCAACCUGAAUGCAUUCGCGACAAAGUGGUGGAAUGCCGAUCUGUACAACACGCGCGUGCCUCUCUGGGAUCUGUGCUACAGCUUUUAA